Molecule: messenger RNA, 426 nt
Organism: Symbiodinium sp. CCMP2592
Lineage: Eukaryota; Dinophyceae; Suessiales; Symbiodiniaceae
Source: the annotation of a GenBank genome assembly
AUGCCUCCGCUGCCGCGUCCUUCCGCGGGCCCCGAGAUCCUCAGCGUCUUUGCCACGGAGAAUGAGGAUGAGAUCGGGAUCCGAACCCUCGUGGGAGACUAUGUGGAGAAGGGGACGAGCCACGGAAGGAAGUACUACGAGAGGACGCAGAGCAUGUCGGAGGACCUGAAAGUGGUCAUCUACUACUGGGAAGACACGGACUCGGCAGAGUUCACCGGCUGGUGGUUUGGUGACCAGCUUGGCGGCAGCCAGGCUUGGUCUCGGAACCCCUCGAAGUCUCAGAGGCCGCCAAAGUCUGGCUGGACCAUCCCAUGGGACGGGGAGGUCCGGGAUGAGCUUUGCGUCAUGAACAAGACCGAGCGGCAGAACGAGGAGCGAAAGCAGGCCUUGGCGCGGAUGCAGGACCAGGGGACCAGGGUCUGGUGA